UACAGACUAUUAUUCAAGUAACAGAGCAAGAUGAGCUAUCAUAUAGACCACUUUAUCUUUAUUAAAUAUCUGACUUUUUUUAAGAAACGCCAUUAACAUCCGUUUCUGAAAAAGUCAUGUCUCAUAUUUUUACGAAUAUAUUAUGUGGUCUAUAUGAUAGUUCAUCUUGCUCUGUUACUUAAAUAAUAGUCAUUAUUCAAUUUAUCAUAAGUCAAAUCAAUAAAAAAAGUAUCUAAGGGAGAACUAGGUAACACUGAACGCGAAGGAAAAAUUGAAAAACGUAUUUUUGGGGGGGUUUGCUUGAGAAAAAUGAGUUUCUGAAUUGUGAACUUUGUAGAUUUUUAUGUUUACUUCAAAGUUCACAAUCCAAAAAAUCAUUUUACCUAAGUAAAUGUUAUAAAUUAUGCGAUUUCCUAAUUUUUUAUUAAACCUUAUGGCGGGGGGUCUAAAUUUACUUCAAUUUUUUUCAAACUUGGUACAUGUAUGUAGUUUGACUAGUACAAUGAUUUUAUGUUAAGGCUCGAUUUUUAAAACUAACACGCAGUCCAAGCGUGCCGAAAAACCGUCAAAAAACACCCAUUUUGACACUUUAUGACUUGGCGGGGGGUCUAGAUUUUAUUUUUUUUUAAGAAAAAAAAAAUGGGGUAGUUUUAUAACCUAUAAGUAAUCUGGAUCCAAAAAGGCCCAUAUGAAAAUAAAAAAAAGUGCGGGAAUGAAACAGACUAGUGUACAGCAUGUUGAUUGCAUGAACUAGAAUGCCAUGAAUAUAGUUUCAAACGGCUGCAAUAUCAUGCUUUUGAACUAGACUUUUAUUGUCAUCUAUAUUGUUAAUACGAUGUCCCUCAUUUUUUAUCAGAAUUGUGGUGUAGCAUAGUGUUAACUAGAAAUUGAAAAGCUAAUUCAAUCGAAUGUACCCAGUAACCUUUGUUGAACAUUUUGUUGUACAUCUUAGGACUGAAUAUAUCAGAAUUUGAUGAAGAGCUGGAAACACUGGAUUGGAAUGGAGAAGACAGAUGUCCUUGUGGAGAAGAUGACAGAUAUUGGCUAUCACAGACGUGCUGGACCUGGACGAAGGACUUGGACCAGACGAACCCCCAGCCUACGGCAACAUCAAAUAAUCCGAUCUGGUAUAAACAGCCGGAAUGCGGAUUACGUCUUUUCAUUGCACAAGUUACAGCCAAUAACUCAAGAUGGCUGCAAAAGGGUUUAUCGUUUGAAUUCCUAAAAAACCUACCAAACAUCAAAACGUUAAAUUGCCAAUUUUAAGUAAAGUAGCCAGACGUUUGUAAAGAAAAAUUGGCGGCGACGUUAAUUAACGCCCUAGAUAUACUAUACUUUUUCAUGCCGACGUUUUGGCAAUCAAAAAGCCGCAGUCGUAUACAAAUCAGCUCGACUGAAGAGUCAUGAAAAGCCAAUCGCAAAUCCUGUUGUUGUUGUCCUGAUGUUGUUCUGCAUAUUGGACUGAGACAAAUACCCUUGCGUCGAUCAAACUUUGAGUCAUCUGAGAUAGACCAAGAGUAAACCAUUAUGCUUAUUGCUUUUCGUGAGAAAUAUAUAAAGAGGAUAAAUUACCAACGAGAUCACUUUGAAAAUGAAAUUUCCUUGAUAGGAAAGCAAAGGGUAGGAUGCUGCAACUUGGAUCAUUGCUGGAAAUCUUUGUCAUAGGCUGCGACUGCGCACCAAAUUGUAUUAUGUUCCUGAAUCCAUGGCGAAUCGACAAGUCACCCAGGAGGAAUGGGCCAUCAUCAACGCAACCGCCAGUGUCAGCCAAGAAAUCCAGGACGAAGUGGUUCCAGUCGUUUUACCCCUGGAACUGCUCAUCAUCAGGAGCAUUGCCGUCAUAUUCGGCAUUCCCAUUCAAUUGCUGGUGGCCUUUGUCAUUUUAAGGUCUCGGCAACUUUAUAACCCGCGCAACGCCUUUUGGCUGGGCAACAUCACCUGUCAUUUCGCCAUUCUCCUCAUGGGCGUCUACGAGUAUUGGUCCGUCAUUUUCAUCCCCACCAUCAGCCGCACUAAAAUCUUUUGCCAGAUUUACACUCUAUUCGUGGGAUCACCUUACACCAGUUUAUUGAUGAGUUUGUUAUUAGCCACAGCUGAUCGCUGGUUCGCCAUCAGCAACCCAAUCAAACAUCGCAAAUACGUAACAGUGGCUGGAGUGGCUGGAUGUCUCAUCACUUCUUGGCUCCUGGUGUUGUUUAUUCUAACGAGUCCUUACUGGUCUGGAAGUAUCCCGUUCCCCGAAUGUGCAGCCAUCAAUUCGUCUUUCUUGAAAUGGGUGGCGUUUUCCCAUUUCGUGAUUGUCGGACUCAUCAUCGUCGCCCAAACGGCCGUUUACGUCAAAACCCGUCACUAUUUACGUUUCCGAGCUCAUCACGCAGCGACUACGGGAGUUCAACAGCAACCAGUUGACGUUUUAUCCUCGGCAUCCAAUUCGUCGACACUCAAACCGGACAAAUACUUUGUGCAUCUGCCGAAUAAAACCAUUUGCCGACUGGAAUUGGAGGCCUCCGUCACUCUGUUUUGCGGAGUGGCUUCAUUGUGCGUCUGCACUCUGCCGAUGGGAUUGGUUUGCAUCUCGAUGGUCAUCUGCAAGUUGAAUCCAUUUCAAUGCACCCACGACGAUGUGGUGGCCGUCUACCCGUACGCCAGAGAAAUGCGCCUGUUGCAUUCCGUCAUCAGUCCGCUGCUGUACAUUCUGAGAAGUCGGGAAUUCGCCAAGGCUUUGAGACGGACCUUUCCUUCGUUGCGAUCUUUUAUUCAACAGGAUCAUGUUGCCGUCAGUCCGCCCCUUUGAGCUCAGAUAUUUAUGCGCGAAUUCUUACACGAAAUGAGCACACGAUGAUACAAUUCAGCGUCUUGCGUGUGUAUUGCUAAUUGAAAUUCUAGUCAGAGAUGCCGACGUUAUCCAACAUUCAAUUGUUGUUGGUUGAUUGAUAUACCGUCGAAACAUCUCGACUAUACAUGACUGUUGCGCCAAAUACAUUUUAUAAGCCAUGUUUCAGAGUAACUGAUUGUUAAUAGAAUAAUACAAUUAAGUUAUUUUUUGUUCCAAGUAUAAAUAAAUGUUACGACUUUUC
Molecule: messenger RNA, 3077 nt
Organism: Daphnia pulicaria
Lineage: Eukaryota; Metazoa; Arthropoda; Branchiopoda; Diplostraca; Daphniidae
Product: octopamine receptor beta-2R-like
Exons: 3
Coding region: 1706-2794 (362 amino acids)
Biological process (GO): G protein-coupled adenosine receptor signaling pathway; adenylate cyclase-activating G protein-coupled receptor signaling pathway
Cellular component (GO): membrane
Molecular function (GO): G protein-coupled receptor activity
Source: RefSeq, a predicted model, not a curated record